GAAAAGGAGCGCUGAACAAGAAAGGAAUUCGUAAACAUCACUGUACCCGAUAUGUAUUUCCAUUGGUGCGAGCGGGGAUUAUGGUGCGACAGUUGGCUGCGCGAAUGUCGAGCUACGUUUUCCCUGAAAUCUUGCGUGACACACAAGUAAACAGAGGGUGAAAGAGGACACGCGAUUCGUCCGUGUGUGCCCACGCACGCGUACACGUUCCGUGCGUUUACAUUGUACGCAAUGUGCAUUCGUACCGUGCAAUUCGUUUCGCGUGACUCGUGACUGUUGCGCGUGAACUCGCGACAGGGCUUUCAUGAGUUCGAAUUUCGCGGAUAAGGCGAAAACGGUUGCGGUGGAUCUGUCGUCCAUUGGGACUAGUUUCUCGAGGCGGACCUUGGAACGAAACCGGAGUUAUCGAAACAUUGACGAUACCGGAUCCAUCCACGGCGAUCACCGACUGCGACAGCGUAAAAUAAACGAGUACGUCACAGGUGUACGUCGAGUGCAUCCUUGAGCUCCGUCGAAAAGGGAAAGACCGGAGUAAAUCGAAUCGGUUACCAACUCUGUCGAUAAACACGGUUCGUAUCUCGUUACGCUUGAUUGGCGAGAGACACCUCGCGAAAAAGACGGUCACGGAACAGUCGGGUUUUUUCAUCACCGGAAUUAUAUGCACCUCGUCCUGGUCUGCAUCGCGUUUUGCAGCACGUUGUGGGCCCCGAAGGCUCUGUCUAAGUAACAGUACUUCCUCGCGCUCGCUGGAAUAAGCCUCUCUCCGAAGAACGGGACCCACACUCCACGAGUCCGCUCUCCACACACUCUGUCCUCCCCUUCCGCGCCACCCUUCCCGCCGUCCCACUCUCUUUCUGUGUGCGUUUCCCUCUCCCUUUAUCGCGUUCGAAGUAGUCUGGCCGGUCGAGCACGGGGAGUCUCGUGAAACCAGUCCUCGUACGGUGGACCUCUUGGUUGGUGGGACCUGCAAAGAGUGGUGGUCGCUCGCUUCUCGGUGUAAACCGGCAUCUUUUGCACCUGCCGCGCGAUUCCAAGUUUUUCGGCCUUUCCAAAGUAACGUCUCGGUGCUCUAGGUGUUCCGCAGGUGUUUAUACCAAGAAGAUUUCGCGCGGAUCGUUGCCUACGUAGUUUUCGAACGAACGACACAAACAAGUGUAUCAUUACGCGGGCACAGCGCAUCUGGCGUUUCGACUAACGACUUUGGCCCUCUUCCGUGUAAUCGUUCGAAAAAGUACAGCGACCUAAAGAGUGUGAAAAAUGUGCGAGGAACGGUCGCGAAAGUAGGAAAUAAUCGAGGUUACGAAAUCGGAGUAGAAAAUUUCUGACACGAGACAGCAGCCCGAACCUUUGGUACUUUUUGUUCGUAUCGCGAGUCUCGAAUCGAUUUCUCGCGAACUCGCCGCGUGUGUUUAUCGUGUAAACCAGUCUUGCCGGUCGGAAGCACGCAUCGGUCAUUCGUUAAGUGGCACGCUUUUGCGUUGGACGCGAUACCCGAUUCCGGGUGAAGUUUUCGGUUCGAUAGCGAAAAGACUCGAGGAAAGGCUCCGAAUCUUCGCGUCGAAGAUAAUCAAGGAAACGUUACCGUAUACGAAACGAGAAAAAAAAGGGCCAACAAUAACCAUUUCCGACGACAGAAUCCGGCACCCUGUCACGCGAACGUGAUGCUCGCGACAAGUCGCGUGUCGUUUUAUUUUCUCCGCUCCAAUUUUCGGAGCACGUCGAGGAGUAAGGUCGAGAGCAAUUUCGCGAGCGAAGAAGACAGAUGUCAGUGAAUUAAUCGAAUCAGCAACACGUGCGAGUUUCGAGGGUAAACCGUUACCGCCGCUAUGCCAAUUGCUAUUGAAGCGUGCAAAGGGUCGAGGCGGACAUCGUAAGAAUGAAAUGAACGACAGAGAGGAGUAUUUCGACGGUUUGGAAGCAUUCAACGUCGACGCCACGGUUGCAGGAUCAUCUGGUUGGUGAGCGAGAGGUUAUGUGGCUCUCUCCGUACUCGACCUAACCUCCAAGUGUCUCGGUCGCGAGUCCUACUAAUCCAAUUCGUGCCUCUUACCGCUGUGUACUCGAUGGAAGCUACAUAACAUUUAUCAUCUUAUCGUCGACGAUCUGGCUAAUUUACAAUCUGGUAACGAGAACGAUCGUCUAACUUUGUCGCUGAAAGAUUUCCACCCUCUAUCGACGAAUUACAAACGAAUCGUUCAAAGUGAUCGAUAUUCGAUAUAUACAUAUAGUUAGUGUUUCUCAUUGUUGCCGCAUUGUCGAUUCCGGAUAGCGCUGUCGUUGACGCUGGUCGUUCCGAUAUUCGACACCAUCGGGGAAAUAGGCGCGAAAAUAACGUUGUGAAGUGGUCACUCGGUGCUGAUCGGUUCGCAAUAACCGAAGCUUUACUCCCGCGGUGUGCGCGGUGUCUAAUUGUGCCAGUGCAUCGUUUCUUUUACUCCAUUGUGUCCUCGAACACCGAAACGAACCGAUGGAUCAACGCUGAGGGGAAGCUGCUUGGACGAAUCUGCGGGGAACCAGCCAGAAAUGAAGACCACACAACGCGCGUUAAGCUUCGACGAGACGUCGAUGGACAGUUGUCCACUGUCGGCGAUCACCGAGGGAAGAGCGAGCGACUCGCCGAAGGAUUGCAUCGAGACGGAAGUGACGUCGCUGGAGGAGGCCAAGUCGGUGAUAGCGGCCCUUCGAGCGAGACAGAGGGCACAGGCGCAUCAGAUGCUCGCCUGGAGGAGGACCCUGAAAUUGCAGGAGGAUCUGGUGGCUCGGCUGACGAGGGAGAAGGCCGAGCAGCUCAGGACGUUAUCCUCGCAGCUGCUGCUGUUCGAGUCGAGGCUCUGCCGGAAGCAGAAGGAGAUCGAGGCUAGCCUGGCGCAACGAGAGUCUAUUAUACUCAGACAACAGAGGGUGAUUCGACAACUGCAGAGUAGAUUGGCGGAAAGAAACACCGGCACAAGGGACUCGCCACCUUGCGAUGCUCUAGAUAGAUUGGACAGCCUGGGGGACAGCGACAGCGCCGUCGUGCUCGAGGAGACUGCCGACGACCUGGCACCCCCUAGGUUUCGCUCGAACAUCACCGACGUGACGGUUAUCCGAUCUGUGUCGGACGCGGUGGAGCCAUCGAGCAAAUACUCGUCGAUGCGCCGGUGCAACGGGUUCCUGAGAAGGCCGGAAAUCCUGGAAACUGUUUACUCGGUGGAGGAGGACGGCGACAGCGAGAACAAUCAGGACCCGUCCGAGUCGACGGAGAACUCCGAGUGCGAGGAGCGUCGGACGAAGAACUUCGGGAACGGGAAGGGCAGACUUCAAGAUCUUUACGGCAGCUUCGAGAGACUAGCUCAAGAGGCGGACUCGCCGCCCACCGAGAGGCCCAGGGAUGAGAGUCAGCAGGCGCAGGUGACGUACAACAGGGUAAUGAGCAACCACAGAUCGGUGACGAAGCCGAAAGACGUGAAGUACAAAAGGAUAAACAAGGCGAAAUCAAAGAGUUUGGAGGAACUGAGGGGCCGUCUGAGAAAUUGGGCCGAGAAAGGGAACAAAAUCGCUAUAUCGUUGGAUCAGUCUUACGCCUGAAUAAGGUCCACCUCGUACCUCCUGAAACUAUGUUAUAGGAAUUCUUUCGAGCACGGCGAUCACGGUCGACCGAACGCUGAUAAAACUGCUUCGCUCUUAUCACGCCGAGAGUCGCGCCAAGAGGUCGCGGCGGUGUAUUUAAUUGAAAUUCUCAUCGCUCCAUGUGAUAUUUACUGUAGUGUCUCGAGAAUUAAAUUAGAAAACCUCACGCGUCGCGUGGACAAUUUUCAGCCACUUGUGAUAUAUAUAAUGAUUUUAUUGUAAUACGAGCACGGUUGUUUUAGUGAUAGUCAUUGUCGCGAGGAUGAUGGUGGCGCGUUAGACAGGGCGAGAUAUAAACAGCUUAGAGAGGGGGGUGGGGAACUCAUCUAAAUCUGGAACACAGGGAAGGGCUGUAAAGUAUUGAAUUUUCUAGGUUCGUGAUAAUUAAUUUUAUUUUUCAUAUCCUCUCACACUUUUCUUUUACAAAAGAGUCGAAUCGAUUUCAAAGUAACUCACCGUGGAUUCUUAAAAAUAGAAACAAUGCAAGUCUUUCGUUCUUUGUUUUGUAUGAAUAAUAAUGACGAGCUAUUAAAAUAAUAAACCUCCCCUCUAACAAUGCGCCACUCUCGUGGUGCCAGCGGGAAGGGAGCAGAGAAAUAAUCGAAGGAAUUGCCGGUCGCGUGGCAAUUUUCGCUUGAUUGUUUCCUCUCGGCUUCAUCUUCCCUUCAGCGAGAGAGUAACUUUGCGCCGCCACGAAACCGCGUUGCCAAAUUGUACAAUCAACAAUUUUAUCGCUCUCUCCGUCGUCGGAGCCGCAGACAUUCGAGUAUUUACCCUUAGCAGGCGAGACGAGAAUAUAUUAACCCUGGAACUCCGCGCUUCACUUAUACAGUCAUUGAUCAAAUUAUCGAAGACACCUUGGAGAAUAGGUUUUUCCAUUUCAACCCAUUCUCGUACCGUUUCUCUCUUGUUCCCUUUGAAGGUCUGGCACGAGCCACAAUUCGACGCCGUGUUUGC
Molecule: messenger RNA, 4566 nt
Organism: Hylaeus anthracinus
Lineage: Eukaryota; Metazoa; Arthropoda; Insecta; Hymenoptera; Colletidae
Exons: 5
Coding region: 2524-3567 (347 amino acids)
Source: RefSeq, a predicted model, not a curated record